Molecule: messenger RNA, 1312 nt
Organism: Paramecium pentaurelia
Lineage: Eukaryota; Ciliophora; Oligohymenophorea; Peniculida; Parameciidae
Source: the annotation of a GenBank genome assembly
AUGAAUUAGGAUAAACAAUUCUACCUCUAUACAAUAGUGGAUCAAAAACCAGAUAAUAAUUUUUCAGUUGUUGGAGUUAUUGAUGGAUCUGGAAGUAUGAGUGAAUGUUGGGAAGAUUUAUGCAAAGCUUGGAAUAAUUUCAUACAAGAUAUCUAAAGUUCAUAUUGUAUUCAAUUUGAUGAUACUGCUAUAUUGUAGUAGAAUCCUAAAUUGAAAGAACAGAAAGGGGAAGGAACAAAUAUAUCUUUGGGUUUUCAUGAAUUAAUUAAACUAAUAAAGAGUGAAAAAUUGAAAAAAAAUGUUAUUGUAAUAUUUAUCACAGAUGGAGUUGGAGAAGAUGUAUUGGAGGAUUAUAUAGAUAAUUUAGCAGAAAACUUUUCAAAAUUUCAUGAAGAAGAAUAUUAAUUUAAGUUUUUUACUUUGGCAAUAGGGGAAACUUUUUCUCAUACUAUUGUGGCUGAAUUGAAAAAUAGAAUUCAUAAUUCAACAUUAAUCAGUUCUUAGAUGGAAUACAUUUCAAAUCCAAAAGUUGAUUUUGAAAAUAAAUUGUAAUAAAUCAAAGAGGAAAUUUUCUAUAAAUUGGUUAGAGUUGAACCUCCUGUAGCUUUGGUUCCAUAUGGGAAAAAAUAGAGGAGACUUGCACCCAAUCAAACAGUUUUCUCAGAAACUCCAAUAAUCAAAGUAAAUGGAGAGGAUAUCAAUCUUAAACAAUAUUAAAUAACAUACCACGAUUUAUAUUAGUUUGUCAAUUAGAUUUUCUUAAAACUAAUGGAAGAUAGUACCAGAGGGUUGAAAACAGUCAAAGAUGAGGCAACAAAACAGCUCUAGAUAAUUAACGCUUUAAUGAAGAGAGUCUCUUAAGAAGAUGGCAGUGAUUAUAAAUAAGAUAUCGACGAAACAAUUACAAAGAUUAAAGCUUUUGCAUCAGGAUCACAAUAAUUAAAAUUACUAUCAGCUAAAGAUGCAGCAUAAUCUAUUACUAAAUUGUAAGCAGCUAUUUUGGCUAAAAACUUUAAACGAUAAGAUGUAUUUAAUUUUAAAAUCCUAUUAGAAUUAUGAAUAAAAACCAGUCACGAAUGAAAAACUAGAGAAAGCUAAGUAAAAAUUAAAUAGCAUGAAGAAAUCAGUUAAAAUUAAAACUAUAUAUCCUUAAAUUGAAUAGUUUUUUAAAGAGAAUUCUAAUGCAAGCCCUUAAUUAUUAGUAAAAUUAUUACAAGAAAAAAGAGCAGGUUAGAAUCUGCAACGAUAUGCAUUAGAAUAUUAAGGGGAAUGCACUCUAUUGUUUGAAUUGCUGUAUAUUUGCAACUCAUGA